Messenger RNA from Myripristis murdjan (pinecone soldierfish), 1770 nucleotides. It is a transcript of the gene hdac12, whose product is annotated as histone deacetylase 12. The record is from RefSeq and is a predicted model, not a curated record. Gene Ontology annotation, molecular function: histone deacetylase activity. NCBI's taxonomy places the organism in Eukaryota, Metazoa, Chordata, Actinopteri, Holocentriformes, Holocentridae. The transcript is spliced from 8 exons. Gene Ontology annotation, biological process: epigenetic regulation of gene expression. Bases 153 to 1187 code for a protein of 344 amino acids.
AUCCGAGCCACUGAUGGGACAUGCCGUUCACUCAGUGCUAGUGUUUGUUAGCAUGUUGUUAAAUAAUCAGCAACCCGUGCUAUAGCUUUAUUUAUAUUACGCAGGUCGUAUGCCGAAUUAUUAUAAGCCCAGCCUAUAGCCUACCUGUUAUAAUGUACAUAAAGCAAAUAUUUAGUAAAAGACCUCGGACGAAACUGGAUCAGCUGGUCGGUGCAGCGAUCACCUUCUGCAGAUGUUUCCAUGCCGAACAAAUAAGACCUGAGGACAAUGGACUUCCUAUUGUUCAUCACAGCAAAUAUGUCUGUGAGCUCCCAGCCAACCACAGGUUUCCUAUGGGCAAGUUUCCCAGAGUGCUCCAUUUCUUACUCAAGGAUCAGGUCAUUACAGAUAAACAGGUGUGGGUCCCUGAAAUUGCCUCUCAGCAUUUACUAAGCGGUGUGCACACUGAUGAAUACUUGGACAACUUCAUAAAUGGGAAGAUAAAUGAACAAGAGCAGAGGAGGACAGGCUUUCCGUGGAGUGAGGGCAUAGUGAGACGCUGUCGAUAUGAAACAGGUGGAACUGUUCUCGCUGCAGAAAUCGCCCUGCAGAGGGGUCUGGCCUGCAGUACAGCAGGAGGGACCCAUCAUGCCUUUCCAAGCUAUGGCUCAGGUUUUUGUCUCCUCAAUGACCUCGCAGUCGCAGCAAAAUACCUCACGGGCAAAUCUCCACUCAAGCGGAAGGUCCUGAUUGUGGACCUGGAUGUGCAUCAGGGCGAUGGCACGGCUUUCAUCUUUAAAGAGGAGUCGUGUGUUUUCACAUUCUCUGUGCAUUGUGGGAAAAACUUCCCACUCCGUAAACAACAGAGUGACCUUGAUGUCAGUGUGGAGGAUGGAAUGGAGGACAAGGAGUACCUGUCAACAGUUGAGGCCCACCUCCCCUGGCUACUGGACACCUUUCGUCCAGACCUCGUUCUGUACGAUGCUGGCGUUGACCCACACUGGGAAGACGAGCUGGGCAGGCUCCGUCUGACGGACCAAGGACUGUAUCAGAGAGAUCUGUAUGUGAUGAAGAGCGUCGUGACCAGAGGUGUUCCUGUGGCCACUGUCAUUGGCGGAGGAUACUCUAGAGACAUCGACAAACUGGCCAUCAGACAUUCAAUUGUCCACAGAGCAGCCACACAGGUAUGGAGAGAAUGCGGCAUGUAGACCUUCUCAUCCUGACUCAAGAGGAUUUGGAUUGAUUUUAAAGGAAUGAUUCACCCAACAUAAAAAAAACAAGGUUUUCCCUCUUAGCUCUUCAUUCUAACCGUUGAGUUAAGUUUCUGUGUGAUUUGGCAAUGUUCACCGUCUGCUCUGAUCUUCCCUGUUGCCAGGCAGCCCAAUACAAACACUCAGCAGCAACGGGUGUUUCCAAAAAGCAGCGGCAUCAGUACCCAGCAUUAUCCACAUCCCUUGCGGACAAUGCAUUUUAUUGGGAAUUAUUACCAGUACACUGUAUCGAUCUGCCUCUAUUUUGUCCUCAUUGGGGGUUUGAUAGAUGCAGUUUACACGUGAUAGUUCCAGAAAUAAAUCACACAAACUACAGACUGCAUAAGAGUUAAAUGGGAAGAUAUCUUUUUUUUUUUUUGGUAUUUUGGGUGAACUGUUCCUUUAAUUUGGAAGGUUGUUGUCAUUGUAAGAAUGUGUUUUUCUGUUAUGGUGACUUGCUGAUAACCUCAUCAUAGAUACUGUAUUGGUAUUUAUAAAGAAACACUUAAAAUAUGACUAUUAAAUACCAAGACAUUGAAAA